ACGGAAACCUGGCUCAACAAUCGCGUGUGCAGUGAUUGUUUACAAAUUGCAGGGUACAACCCUAUUAUCCGACUUGACAGGCACAACAGAAUGGGUGGUGGAGUUGCAUUCUUCACGGUUAGUACCCUCGUGGCUAAGCGUAGGUUAAAUUUGGAAUUUGCCGCCAUAGAAUUCCUUUGGAUUGAAUUCCGCAUCACACCUUGAUGUUCCCUGUGGUGUUGUUACAGGCCGCCCGACGAUGACGAUAGUGUUUUCCUUGCUAAUUUCUUCGAAUAUUUUUAGCUGUUUCUUGAUAAAAUUCGUCAACCACCGAAACAAUAUAGGGUUGUUGUAUUGGGAGAUUUCAAUGCUCAUUACGACUCUACAAAUCCAUCAGGGAAUAAUGAUGUAG
Molecule: messenger RNA, 391 nt
Organism: Pocillopora meandrina
Lineage: Eukaryota; Metazoa; Cnidaria; Anthozoa; Scleractinia; Pocilloporidae
Source: the annotation of a GenBank genome assembly